ACUUUAGCUUCGCAGAACACUCACAAGCCCUUCGGAAGCGCACAGAGAACCUCCAAUUCCGCUACGUUGCCGGAACCCCAAACUCUGGUGAAUGCUUGUGUGUCGUGUUUUCUUUCAAUAGCAGCCUCUCCAUAUCAGAUUAAAGUUCCGAUCUCAAUUUGAAUCCUAGUUCGCAUAAACACGCUGUCUCUCGUAAUUUUGAUUCCUCUAGUAUAUAAGGAAAAUCUGGGUAAGAUUGGGGGUGUCAUGAUGGGGUUUUGCAUCUGUCCGUUGGAGACUCCGGCUAGGUUACUGUGGAGUACCAGUUUCUUCCGUCACAAGCUCAUGAUCUUCUAAUUUAUUGUUCUCUGUACUUAAUUCUCUAGUACAAAUAUACACUUCCUCUUCUAUAAAUUCCUUCUCGUGUCCUCGCCGGAGAGAUCUGGACACAGAUACAUACAUACUCGUGCAAAUUCAGGUACCGAGUGGACUAAAAGGUCGCACAGAUGGAGUCAGCCGGACGGUUUUUCUUCGAUCCCUCAGCUUGCCACGGCAACAUGUUGUUCCUAGGGAACAGUGAUCCCGUUUUCCGAGGGCCGAGUUCAAUGAUUAACAUAGAGGAAACCAGGAAGAGGAGGCCCUUUUUCAGCUCGCCGGAGGACUUUUUCGAAGAGGAAUACUACGACGAGCAGUCACCGGAGAAGAAACGACGCCUAACACCUGAGCAGGUGCAUCUUCUGGAGAAGAGUUUCGAGUCCGAGAACAAACUGGAGCCCGAGCGAAAGACCCAGUUGGCUAAGAGGCUGGGAUUGCAGCCCAGACAGGUGGCUGUGUGGUUCCAGAAUCGUCGGGCUCGGUGGAAGACUAAGCAGCUUGAGAGGGACUAUGAUCUCCUCAAGUCUUCUUACGAUGCCCUUCAGUCUAACUACGACUCUCUUGUCAAGGAAAAGGAAAAGCUCAAGUCUGAGGUGGCCUCUUUGACUGAGAAACUUCAUGUCAAAGAAGCAACCAUAACAUCAUCGCUAGGUCAGGAGUCUGAUCCACUUCCGGCAGGUAUAGCUAAUGAUGCUUCUGCCCUCCCAGUCAGCAUGAAGGUUGAGGACCGCCUAAGCUCCGGCAGUAACGGAAGUUCGGUGGUGGAUGAGGAAGGCCCCCACCUUCUGGAUAGUGGGGAUUCAUACUUCCCCAGUGACAACUACCCUGGAUGUGUGGCUCCUCUUGAUGAGGUCAUCCGCUCAGAGGAAGAUGAUGGGAGCGAUGAUGGGCGGAGCUACUUCUCUGAUGUUUUCGCUGCAGCGGCAGAGCCUCAACAACUUGAGGGGGGAGAACCUUUAGGCUGGUGGGUGUGGCCUUAAGCAAGUAGCUCUUGGACUUGUUACUGUAAUGUUACAAAUAAUUUGGUGUUAUUUCUUGCUGUAAUAUGCUAAAUAUUAGCUCAUAACCGAAAGGAAAAGUAAAGAGUAGCUCAGCUGUUGUUGAUGUACGUAUCCUGAAAGGAUCUGGUGCCUAUAUAUAUGUUAAUUAAGUGAAUAAAAUAGACUGUUUUUGGUCAA
Molecule: messenger RNA, 1532 nt
Organism: Tripterygium wilfordii
Lineage: Eukaryota; Viridiplantae; Streptophyta; Magnoliopsida; Celastrales; Celastraceae
Product: homeobox-leucine zipper protein HAT5
Exons: 4
Coding region: 486-1334 (282 amino acids)
Biological process (GO): positive regulation of DNA-templated transcription
Cellular component (GO): nucleus
Molecular function (GO): sequence-specific DNA binding; DNA-binding transcription factor activity, RNA polymerase II-specific
Source: RefSeq, a predicted model, not a curated record